AUGCCGACUGUCAUCCAGAACGCGCUAGGAAUUACUGCUGACAGAAUUAAGACUUACGCACUAGAGGCCUAUGCUCCUGCUGGCUUCACUGGUGAUCCAUCACAGUUGCUGACACUGUAUUUGGUGUUUCUACCUACUGAAGACGUUUCCACACUGGCUUCAUAUAUCAAACAGUUGAACUCCCCGUGGUACAAAGGGUCAAUUGGUAUUCCUGGUCAACUCGCGAACCUCAUCAUACCAUCGUACCCCCUGUUGUCUGUACCCCCGCCAAGUCCCGGGCGUGACGGCUCAGGAGGUGCGGGUUCCGGUGGUGGGAAUGGACGUCGAAAUGCCAUUAUUGGCGUGUGUGCAGCAUUUGGUGGUCUCGCGCUACUCAUUCUCGUCUGGUGGUGCGCUCGAGCGUAUCGUAGAUCGCGUGAACAUGGACAUAUACAGCUCGAUGGCUCUACUCAGGGUGAGGAUGACUUGCAUGUCGUUUCUGCUGGAGGGACGAGCCCGCGAGCCACGACAGCGGCUCGAUCGCAUAGUUCGCCCUCGAUGCUGCAACUCAGCCCGAAUGGUAUCGAGAGGCCCGUGGCGGCACCUGUGGGUGGGGAAGAUGGCAGGAGAAGGAGUUUCUUCUAUGCAGAGGAUGAGCUGAGAGGGUUUGAUGAUGGCUCCAGGGAUGAGGAUAUGGUUUAUGUUCAUCGACAACCCAGUUCGGGGAGGAGGGUACCGAUUACCCCUGCUGCUAUCUCGGCGCCCAUUCUGCGCGAGAGCAGCUUGAAUUGGUAG
Molecule: messenger RNA, 774 nt
Organism: Cantharellus anzutake
Lineage: Eukaryota; Fungi; Basidiomycota; Agaricomycetes; Cantharellales; Hydnaceae
Exons: 3
Coding region: 1-774 (257 amino acids)
Biological process (GO): hyperosmotic response; establishment of cell polarity; fungal-type cell wall organization
Cellular component (GO): extracellular region; plasma membrane; site of polarized growth
Molecular function (GO): osmosensor activity
Source: RefSeq, a predicted model, not a curated record